AUGAUUGGAUGUUUUGAUCUUCCUCGUAAGCCUUCGUUGAAAAAACCUCCUCAAAGUCCAGAAUUUGUCGAUACAAAAUUUUGGCUUUACACAAGACAAACAACAACCGAUUUGGAUAUAAAUUAUGACGAUAUUCUCUUUUGUGCCAAAAACCUUCAAGUCACAAAACAUAAUGCUCACCUUUUACAAUAUGGCGACGGUUCAAAAUCAAUUAAAAAUUCUGGAUUCGAUCCUAAAAAACCAUUGAAAGUUUUAAUACACGGAUUUAAAGGAUCAGGCAAAGAUAAGGGAGCAUUAUCAGGAGUAAAAGAAUUUUUAAAGUUGGAAGAUGUAAACGUUGUGGUUGUCGAUUGGGAAAAAGGAGCCGCUGAUGGAUAUUCCACAGCAGUUGCAAAUACAGAACUUGUGGGUAGGCAAACGGCCAUAAUGUUAAUGGAUUUAAUCGGAUGGGGAGCAUCGGUUAAAGACAUACACGUCAUUGGAUUUAGUUUGGGUGCACACAUAGCCGGAUGUGCGGGAGAAAUGUUGAAAUCGAGAGGUUUUAAAUUGGGCAGGAUAACAGGUUUGGAUCCUGCAAGUCCAUUAUUUAAACAUCAUGUCGUUAGAGAACCAUCUACUAAACUCGAUGCUACAAAAGCAGAUUUUGUUGAUGUGAUUCAUACAGACGGUUCCAGAGUUUUUACCGAUGGUUUUGGUCUUUUAAGGCCUAUCGGACACGUUGAUUUUUUUCCCAACGGUGGUAGAGAACAAAGAGGAUGUAAUGAUGGUCGAGGUUCUGUCGUGGUUAGCCAUUUCGAGGGAACAGUUAAUUCAAGUGUAGUCUGCAGUCACAUCAGGGCAUGGCAAUUGUUUUUAGAAAGCGUAAUCAAUCUCCAAAACCCGGACGGUUGUCAAUUUAUCGGUUACCCCUGUCUUGAAGGUAGUGACGGUUUCAUACGUGGAAAAUGUUUUAUAGAACCUAGGAAAAGAUGUUUACCAGGAGAUCCCGAAUGUAAUAUUAUGGGAAUGGGAGCUUAUGUAAAUGGUGCACGUGGUGCUCUUUAUUUAGCAACGAGGGAUUCAAAUCCUUACUGCGGUGAACAAAUGCAACUUAACGUAGAAAUAUCACCAACGGCUGAAAAAACAAGAGGAUACCUAAAUGUAAGGCUUAAACAUGGAGAUCAUUUUACUAAUUUUAAGGUAACCGACGAGUAA
Pediculus humanus corporis (human body louse) is the source of this 1194-nucleotide messenger RNA. Its product is annotated as lipase, putative. NCBI's taxonomy places the organism in Eukaryota, Metazoa, Arthropoda, Insecta, Psocodea, Pediculidae. The record is from RefSeq and is a predicted model, not a curated record. The transcript is spliced from 9 exons. The coding region runs from base 1 to 1194 and encodes 397 amino acids. Gene Ontology annotation, biological process: lipid metabolic process. Gene Ontology annotation, molecular function: lipase activity.